GUAUGAUCUUCACUAAUUUAUCUUGACAAAUCCCCAGUCACAACUUUCUGACAACCUAGAGCACGCAUACCUAUCAGCGACUGGGAAAUGGGGUAAAGUUUGGACACUGAGGUUCGCUAUGCUUGUCAUUCUGCCGGGAGAAGUCCGAGACCCAUUACUACGGAGUAGGAGUACGCCCAGUCCGGGCGAGGCGCUCUGGCUUCAGGAAUCGAGGUUGGGGGCAGGACUUGAAUCAGGGCUCCUCAACCGGUUCCACCAUAACGCUUAUUAUUUGCAGAUCACACCAUCAGGCAGUCGAGAACGAAAGACCAACCAGCACGGCAGGUCCUCAGCUUUUUGGUACUCGUGUACGAUGCCUCAUCGACCUCUUCCAAAUUUCCUGAUACUCUUCUUCUCACCAAUCCUCUCCUCAUUCUUCUUGGUCAUAUAAGGAAAGAUGGCAAGAGACGACCCUGAAGACGCGAAUACUGUUUCCUGGCUACCUUCUCCAUCACGGACAAGUCCGGCUUCAAGAGGGCGGACCUUGGCGCAUACAUCUGCGGCUUGCUGUCCUAUGCCUACCUAGUAGUCUUCCAGAGGCAAUGCCCCAUGCGUAUAUUCAGAGUCAAGGGAGAUGCUCAGAGCCAUUCGGUACACCUCCGCACUUUUGUUCACUCCACCAGCCACACGCGCUACCCAAGGCUUUUUACGGAGUAGGGUUGCCAGAAUCCCCACAGAAAGACGAGAACCCUUCGAGAUGAGAUCUAAGAGUCGUUACCCGAGACAGCUUCCUCCACACCGUCUCCAAAAAGUUCAACUUUUCGGCCAUGCCUAAGGUGGUCCGAGGCCCGGCUCUCGCAAAUCACCAUUGCGACUUCGUACAACAUCCACAUCUCACCUCGUCAAAAAUCGCCCAUCUUUUUUGUACGGGAAUUAUGAGUCCUCCAGCUUCCUUUCUCUCUCUUGAAUAUUACCUUGACCUCGCCUCUUCUGUGGCUUCUUGUCUCAAAAGUUGAGACAACAAUGAGUGAUGGCUGACUCUGUCCCCAUCAGUCCUGUGGCGUCCCGUACGCAUGGGCCUCGCAACCAGGCUGCCUCAGACUCUGCCGUCGACAACGAUCUCGAGCAGAUCCAGUCCACGAAUUCCUCGCUCAAACUCGACGACAAUCCUCCCAAUGGUGGCUUUGGUUGGGUCUGCGUCGCUUGCUCGGCUUUCAUCAACGGUUAGUCUAGUCCCACGUCGCCUGUGACCUUCCCUGCCUCAACUGACUUGAUAUGCGGAAAGCCCACACCUGGGGUAUCAACUCUUCCUAUGGCGUAUUUCUCCAGUACUAUCUCAGCUACAAUACCUUCCCCAACACUUCUCCUCUAGUGUACGCAUUCAUAGGAGGUCUGUCCAUAUCACAGGCCAUGUUUCUCGCGCCACUCGCCACUCACGUCAUUCACCUUUACGGCACAAAGGUCUGUUUGCACAUUGGCAUCUUCCUGCAGACCUUGUCCCUCAUCGGAGCUAGUUUUGCGACUCAACAGUACCAGCUCAUUCUCUCUCAAGGCAUUUGUUUUGGCUGGGGGAUGGGCUUCCUCUUUGUCGGCUCCGUUGGCAUCACGGCUCAGUGGUUUACCACCAAACGCAGUUUAGCGAAUUCCAUUUCUGCUGCUGGAUCUGGGGCAGGCGGCCUCAUCUACUCGCUUGUGACCCAAGCUGCCAUCAACAACUUGGGCCUAGCCUGGGCAUUCCGUAUUUUGGGGAUUUGUUCGUUCGCGGUCAACAUCACAGCGUCAAAUCUGAUUCGAGACCGGAAUGCGCAGACCGGCGCACGCCACAAGGCGUUUGACUGGAAACUCCUUCGUCGACCGGAAUUCCUGCUCGUGCAGGGUUGGUCAUGGUUUAGCAUGUUAGGUUAUUGCAUUCUCCUGUUUUCACUCCCAUCGUACGGGAGAGCGAUUGGCCUCAGUGCCAACCAAGGGAGCGUUCUUGGAGCUGUGCUCAAUGCCGGACAGAUGCUGGGCCGGCCCUUUAUAGGACUCAUGUCGGAUCGGUGGGGACGCAUCAACCUCGCCACCUUCCUGUCCAUCAUCUGUGGCAUCUUUUGUUUUGCGUUCUGGAUCCCUGCCGAACUUCUACCGUCUCCGAUGGGUCUGCUGUGCUUCUUUUCGAUUUUCGGAGGCGCCGUGGCCGGGACAUUCUGGGCGACGAUUGCGCCAGUUGGGGCGGAAGUGGUGGGGCUACGUGAUCUCCCCUCGGCGCUGAGUUGGACUUGGUUGCUGAUGGUCCCGCCAACGACCACAGCCGAAGCGAUUGCCUUGGAAAUGCGGCGGACCGACGCAACGAGUUGGAUCUAUCUUCCGCCUCAACUCUUUACCUCUUUUAUGUACCUGGCGGGAGGUUUAUGCUUGUGGGUGGUUCGAGGCUGGAAAAUAGGCGAGAAGGAAAUGACUGAAAGGAAGUUGCGAGAAAGAAAUGCACGGCACGAGGGUAUGAUGCCGGCAACCGAUGCGGAAAAAUCUAGAGUCGGGCAUGAGUCGGGCAAUGAUGAGCUGACACCCGACUCAGUCUUGAGGCGGGAGAUCUGGGCGCCGAGGAAUAUUCUGAGAAACAUGGUCAAGAUGCAAGUCGUGUAAAUGGAGGGAUGAGAGCUGGACCAAUCAUAUACAUUGGUUCACUUCUACAUGUAUUUGUGCAUUGUGCAUAGCGAUCGGGAGAGGAGGUCAUAUCUAUCCUGGACCAUUGUCAUUAUUGAACAAAGAAAAGAUUUAUGAGCUUGA
Exophiala mesophila is the source of this 2745-nucleotide messenger RNA. RefSeq lists its product as hypothetical. Gene Ontology annotation, molecular function: transmembrane transporter activity. Gene Ontology annotation, biological process: transmembrane transport. NCBI's taxonomy places the organism in Eukaryota, Fungi, Ascomycota, Eurotiomycetes, Chaetothyriales, Herpotrichiellaceae. The record is from RefSeq and is a predicted model, not a curated record. The coding region runs from base 1255 to 2601 and encodes 448 amino acids. The transcript is spliced from 2 exons.